GCGCAUCGCGAGAACGCGCAGCAAAUUAGCAUCGAUGAAGUUAGUGCGAACAUGGCGGAUUUCCUGCCGUCCAGGUCCGUGUUAAAAGUUUGUCUACCCGCCUGCCUGCUUAAUGCCGGCGAGGCGGAGCAGACUCGAAAGUCCAGGGCGAUCGAUAAAACUCUUUCCCGGGAGAAAACCUACGUGAAGCGGCUGGUGAAGAUCCUGCUGCUGGGCGCGGGCGAGAGCGGCAAGUCGACUUUCCUCAAACAAAUGCGGAUCAUCCACGGCGAGGACUUCGACCAGCAAGCCCGGGAUGACUUCAGAGGGACGAUCUACAGCAACGUUAUCAAAGGUAUCCGCGUGCUGGUGGACGCUCGGGAGAAGCUGCACAUCCCGUGGGGCGACCCCGACAACCAGCAGCAUGGCGACAACCUGAUGGCCUUCGACACCCGGUCGGCCAAGAUGGCGACCGGGCAGCUAGACAAGGAGGUGUUCCUGCGCUACGCGACCGCCAUUAAAGCCCUGUGGGCCGACUCGGGCAUCCAGAACGCGUACGACCGGCGCCGGGAGUUUCAGCUGGGCGAGUCGGUGAAAUAUUUCUUGGAUAAUCUGGAUAAGCUCUGCAAGCCGGAUUAUCUGCCCAGCCAACAGGACAUCCUGCUGGCCCGUAAGCCCACCAAGGGCAUCCACGAGUAUGACUUUGAGAUCAAGAACGUUCCCUUCAAGAUGGUGGACGUCGGGGGGCAGCGGUCAGAGCGGAGACGCUGGUUCGAGUGCUUCGACUCGGUCACCUCCAUCCUCUUCCUCGUGUCUUCCUCUGAAUACGACCAGGUGCUGAUGGAGGACAGGCAAACCAACCGGCUGCGAGAGUCGCUCAACAUCUUCGAGACCAUCGUCAACAACCGCGUCUUCGUCAACGUCUCCAUCAUCCUCUUCCUGAACAAGACGGACCUGCUGGAGGAGAAGGUGAAGCUGGUGCCGCUCAAAGACUACUUUCCCGAGUACAGCGGGCCGGAGCACAGCCUGCCCGACAUCCAGGCCUUCAUGGUGGAGUGCUUCCGCGCCAAGAGGCGCGACGCCACGCAGAAGCCGCUCUACCACCACUUCACCACCGCCAUCAACACGGAGAACAUCAGGCUGGUGUUCCGGGACGUCAAGGACACCAUCCUCCACGACAACCUCAAGCAGCUCAUGCUCCAAUGACACACACGCCAAACCCGCCCCCCCGAUCGACCCGCCGCAGCCUGCGAACGCCAGAGGACCUGAAGGAGGACGGACUCGGGAGAUCAGAGACUUUGUGUUUUAGGCGGUUUUUACUCCUCCUGUUGUCGUAGCUCAGGAUCUGAUUACAGAGGCAGAUAUUUAGGCAAACUGUGGUAUUAAACGUCAAAAAAACUGAAAAAUCUAGAAAUAAAAAAAAAGAGAGAAAGCGGACGAAGAACACGGAUGAAAUCUGAUCACUGCUGCUUCAUCCCGUUUCCAUCCGCUCCACUUUAUUUAGUGUUUGACUUGUUUUUCUUUCAACCAUCAGGACGCCGGUGCUGGAACCAGUGGAAGGCAGAUUAACUUAUAAAAAAAAGCAACAUUAACCGGUUAAAAGAGCGGAGGGUAACCAUGGAGACGGCAGAGCACUGAUUUCUAACCCAGACGGACGUCUCCUCCUCUUCUUCUUUAUGUUGUUUUAUUAUCCAGCGAGCAUUCAGAGUUAACCGUCUGAGUGUCUCCAGCACUGACGCGUCGCUCGUUGAACUCGGAGGGCGAAACCACCAGACUGAACCUUUAUUACAGAUAAACGUCCUUUUUUCCUGAUUUCCUGGGACGUUACCUGCCGUUAGGGAGCCGCCGAAUAAACAUGCAGUCCUCUCGUUUCCUCAGGGUCGACGCGGAGGCGGCGUCCAUGAGUUGAAAGGGUUGUUGGGAGGCGGCCUGACUCCGCCGCGCCGUUAGCUAGUCUGUUUUCAUUUUUAUUAGGACUGCAUCCCCCUCGAUUCCUCCCCGUCUGAUUUUUAUUCCUGAUUCUCCGUGAAAUGACCUUCACUCCUUUUUUUGUUCGGCCUUAAAUCAUGCAUGUGUGUUAAUAAUUGUACAGGGAUUUGCUCGCCAUUGUUUGAAUAAACUACCCGCUCUGUGAGAACUUCUUUAUCGGCACUGAGUUUUUAUGAGGAAAACAAAAUUCAACGUUUCCCUUUUUUUUUUGGAC
Cyprinodon tularosa is the source of this 2182-nucleotide messenger RNA. RefSeq names its product guanine nucleotide-binding protein subunit alpha-13-like. The transcript has 5 exons. Gene Ontology annotation, biological process: Rho protein signal transduction; adenylate cyclase-activating G protein-coupled receptor signaling pathway. Lineage: Eukaryota; Metazoa; Chordata; Actinopteri; Cyprinodontiformes; Cyprinodontidae. The coding region runs from base 52 to 1185 and encodes 377 amino acids. Gene Ontology annotation, cellular component: brush border membrane; heterotrimeric G-protein complex. The record is from RefSeq and is a predicted model, not a curated record. Gene Ontology annotation, molecular function: D5 dopamine receptor binding; GTPase activity; G-protein beta/gamma-subunit complex binding.